ACCCCAGAUUCCACUCGGAAGCGCAUGCCUGCCAUGUCUCAGAGCACUCGCUGUCGCUCCCCAGACCAUCUCGACAGCAACUCGCCUGCGUUCAAGCUGCGCAGUACAGAGCUCUCAUAGAAAAGGGGUGACCACGCGCGCGCGCGGGCGGGCAAUCUGAUGGCGGCGCCGACGCUACCGCAGCCCUCCGGAGACGGGGCGCCCACCACCAUCCGCACGCGUGAGCAGAUCAUCGUCGAGGCAUGGGGUCAAGGGUUCAACGUCGGUGCGCUGGUCUUUAUUCUCCUGACGGUGCUCUGCAACUACCGGCGGAACGUCCUGCUGCACAAGCUCAUCCUGCUCGAGCUGGUGCUGGCCCUGGGGCACGGGUUCUUCAUCUUCUCCCGAGACCCAGCGUACGGAUGGACCCUCAGCAGCACAGCCGUCGCCUUGUACGUCUCCUACAACAUCCACAACGUCGUCGCGUGGAUUAAGAUCAAGCCUUUCCUGCCGCGCUGGGGCGGGCGCUUCUUCAUCUUCUCCCUCGUCGCCGUCCAGCCGUACUGGGUCCUCGAGGUCUACGCCAACUUUGCCUACUUCAACCACCUGGGCCAGAGCUGGUUCGAGUGGACGCGCUACUUUGAGCCCCUCGCCCGGGACCCCUGGUGGAUCUUUACGACCGUCAAGCUGGUGCUGGUCAUCCGGCAGAACUACGAGUACUCCAUCCUCGGGCUGGUCCGGACCAGCCCCCGCUUCGGCAUCAUGCUGCUGUGCAUGCUGCUCUCCAUCGUCUUUGUCGUCAUCGACGUCGUCGCCACCGCGCUCAUCUCGGCCCAGAGCGGCAUCAACCCGUACUGGCGGCUCGCCCUCGUCUUCAAGUGUGCCUCGGACGCCAUCUUCCUCGACGACUUCAAGUCCGUCCUCGACAAGAUUGCCGAGUCGGCGCUCAAGUACGUGGCCAACCUGCCCUCGACCUCCAAGGACGGCGGCUUCGGCUCGGCGCAGGUGGUCUCGGGACGACGUUACAGUGGCCCGAACGGUCAUGCGGUGGGUUGUCGACGACCCAGUGCCGCCCAGCGGCCUCGCCACUUUGUGCAGAUUUCCUCCCAUAGCAACAGCGACGACACUGGCACUGGAUACAGAGACGCGUACGGUCGAGAGUACCUGCCGUCGCGUGCCGGUAGCAGCAGGCCGAUGCGAGGGAUCGACGAGACGCCCCUGUCGCCAGACGGGCAGAUCCUGGCGGAAACGACCAUUGAGGUGUCGGGGAAUGAUUUGACGUACAGAAACUCCAAUGCGUCGGGCGACGACCGCGCAGGCUCGCAGGAGCUGAUUCUCUCCGACGGCAGUGUCAACAACACGCCGCACGACUACGGUUGGGGGGAACCGCCCCGGUUGUCGUCAGUAGACGAUGAUGUCGAAAGGGGCAUACCGAUGAGGCCCAUGAGGGCCAAGACGGCUGAUAGAGGAGUCGGCCUUGGUUUAUGAGUGAAUGAAUUUUUUUUGAUGGUUUAUGAAGGUGAUGCCUAGCCCAUUAUGUCGCUUUUGUCGUGAUAUGCCUUCUCGCCCGACAGACUGACUCUCGAGUUAUCGUGUCUCGGUCGUGGGGGCCCUGCAGGUGGCAGAACCAUCAAUGGGACACGACGAAUUGACAUAAUAUGCCCUAGCUUCCCCCAAGUAUUAAUUGUCAAAAUACCACGAGUGGCUGACGAGCUGUCGUGCUGAGAUAAGAA
Emericellopsis atlantica is the source of this 1712-nucleotide messenger RNA. RefSeq lists its product as uncharacterized. The record is from RefSeq and is a predicted model, not a curated record. The transcript is spliced from 2 exons. NCBI's taxonomy places the organism in Eukaryota, Fungi, Ascomycota, Sordariomycetes, Hypocreales, Bionectriaceae. Bases 160 to 1467 code for a protein of 435 amino acids.